CCACUGUGAGACCAAAGAACGAAGUGGAGCAGAAGCAGCUCUGUGCCUUUGGGGAAUAUGUGGCCGAGAUCCUGCCCAAGUAUAUCCAGCAAGUGCAGGUGACGUGUUUCAACGAGCUGGAGCUCCUGAUCCAUCCUGACGGGAUCGUCCCCGUGCUGACGUUCCUGCGCGACCACACGAACGCGCAGUUCAAGUCCCUGGCUGACCUGACCGCAGUCGAUGUCCCGUCACGGCACUACCGCUUUGAGAUUGUGUACAACCUCCUGUCCCUGCGGUUCAACAGUCGGAUCCGCGUGAAGACGUACACGGACGAGCUGACUCCUGUUGACUCAGCAGUGUCUGUGCACAAGGCAGCCAACUGGUAUGAACGGGAGGUUUGGGACAUGUAUGGUGUUUUCUUUGCCAACCACCCUGACCUAAGGCGAAUCCUCACAGACUAUGGGUUCGAGGGCCAUCCAUUCCGGAAGGAUUUCCCACUCUCUGGUUAUGUGGAGGUGCGAUACGAUGAUGAGGUGAAACGGGUGGUGGCAGAGCCCGUGGAGCUGUCUCAGGAGUUCCGCAAGUUUGAUCUCAACAGUCCCUGGGAGGCAUUUCCUGCCUACCGUGCAGCCCCAGAGCCCCUGAAGAUAGAAGCAGGAGCCAAGAAGGAAGAUGUGAAAUAGCAGCCAAAGGGGGUGGAUGCACAGCACCCUCCUCUGCUCCAGCACAGUAUUUAUGAUAAUAAAGAUCGGUAUGAGA
Molecule: messenger RNA, 738 nt
Organism: Acanthisitta chloris (rifleman)
Lineage: Eukaryota; Metazoa; Chordata; Aves; Passeriformes; Acanthisittidae
Gene: NDUFS3
Product: NADH dehydrogenase (ubiquinone) Fe-S protein 3, 30kDa (NADH-coenzyme Q reductase)
Exons: 5
Molecular function (GO): NADH dehydrogenase (ubiquinone) activity
Source: RefSeq, a predicted model, not a curated record